UAUCUUAAACCCGACACUAGCGCAUAUCCCCGUACCGACAACAGUCGGCGGCUCGGCACAAUUUUCUAACCUCUGCUCGCGGCGCUCUGCGGACUUUCCGACCUCACAGAUUACUGUAUUGCCAUCGACCCCGGCGAAAUCGAUUCACCAUGGCGCACUAUUUGAGAUCCUUUACGUUCAGCAUGCGCAUACGGGACAUACGAAACUGAACCCGGCGUUUCCGCUAGCUCUCCACUGCCCUAGUGCAAACCGUUUCUUCUACAAGUACACUUCGCCUCAGCGUUGGCCCAAUUGACAGCGUACCCACGGUUCCCUUGCCGCCUGUCUCGCCUCGCCUCUAACCGCGUGGCCUACGCCUUUUGCGGGUUGCCACCAUGGAGCCCUCACCUGGUGCACCGUCAUCGCCGCUAUUUGCUAUCCGGCAAACGCCGCACGCUGGCCGCGCUGUCUUCGCUACAACAUUUAUACCCCAAGGCACCCUAGUCUGGCGCUCCGACGACCUCACCCUCUCGGUUCUUCUGCGAGAAUAUCGCCGCGAAGUAUGUGGGCAAUGCUUCGGAUAUGACUAUGGACGGGAUCUGCCAAUACGUGAUCAAAAGAUAGGGUUCGCGUUUUGCAGCGAAGAGUGUCAGCAAAAGUGGAGGGAGGAGAAUGGGCAGAUUGGAAUGGAAACGUGGACGGCUGUGGAGAAGCUGGUCAAGGGCCGCAGCAAGGAGGAUGCAGACAUGGUUGACAGCGAUCUCCCAAGGCCGAAGAAGAAGGAGAUUGAGGCAGCCUGGGCAGGUGUUGCGGCGCAUGCCCAUCUAAUAAGGAUUGCAAGACAGGCGGAAGAAACUGGGGUCCCUCAAGAGGGUGCAAUUGUGCAGGUUACCAAGCAGCAUAAGAAGGCCCUCCAGAAAGCACUCCUGCAACCAAUCUCGCCUGAUGUCAUGAGCUUCUGCGUAUCCGGCAUUCUCUGGCGCUACCUCAAGCCCCAGGAGUGGGAUAGGGUGCUGGCUUUGGCGUCGGAUUCCACGCCUUACCAUAACACGGACGACCUACACGCCUUCACGCGCACAUACUUGCAUCUUCUUGCAAUCCUUCCUCUUCCCCUACUCCCCUUGGUUACCCCCGAGACUCUAUUUAUCCUCUCUGCACGCGACUCGCACAACUCCUUCGGCAUCCGCUCCCUCGAAGAUGACGGCUCAGAGUUCUUCGGGUAUGGAUGCUGGCCGGCUGCCUCCUACUUCAACCAUUCCUGCGGCCCAAACAUUGAGAAGCGGAGGAAUGGCAGGGUGUGGGAAUUCAGGGCUGGUAGGGACAUUGAAGAGGGUGAGGAAUUGUGCAUCACGUAUCUGAGCGGGGAGGAGAGGAAGAUGAGCCGCGGCAAGCGCAUGCUGACGUUGAAGCGGAAUUGGGGGUUUGAUUGUGCUUGUGAGAGGUGCGAAGAGGCUUGAAUUGAGGGGUAGA
Messenger RNA from Westerdykella ornata, 1449 nucleotides. Its product is annotated as SET domain-containing protein. Gene Ontology annotation, molecular function: protein binding. The record is from RefSeq and is a predicted model, not a curated record. Lineage: Eukaryota; Fungi; Ascomycota; Dothideomycetes; Pleosporales; Sporormiaceae. Bases 375 to 1436 code for a protein of 353 amino acids. Gene Ontology annotation, cellular component: nucleus. The transcript has a single exon.